Messenger RNA from Racocetra persica, 554 nucleotides. NCBI's taxonomy places the organism in Eukaryota, Fungi, Glomeromycota, Glomeromycetes, Diversisporales, Gigasporaceae. The record is from the annotation of a GenBank genome assembly.
CUGUAGCGUUGAAUACGCCUCAAAAUGUUCAAACAGGUUCAACUACUGGAAUAAGCUGGAAAUUUGAUGGUGUAAGAUUUGAUGUACCUAUAAAUAUUUCAAUGGGUUCAUAUCUUGCAAUUACCUGGAGUUAUAGUGGUACUCAAAGCAGACUCAACGUGUUGGGGAUCAUGAUUUUACAAAUUUCAAAUAUUCUAAUUAUAGAUUCUAAUGUGGACUUUACAAAAAAAAGUCUGCUUUGGGCUGUUACUGUCGAUGCAGGAAGUUACAAAUUUUUUUUAAUGGAUAAAAUUUCUUAUUUAUUCGUAUUUUCAAAUAAAUUUAUUGUUUCACAAAAAUCUGAAGGAUCAUCAAGCAGCUAUGAGAACAUGAAAAUUAUUGAUCUUGAAGUUGACAAUUAUGAAAAUAAAGAUCGAAUCGGAAAUGAUAAGAAGAAAAGAAUCAAUAAUGGGAUAUUUAAGAACGGAGCGAUGCGAAUAAAGAAUGGUGCCAUACCUGUAAAGUCCAUUGAAAAAAGGGUUGAAGCGAAUAAACUGAAAGAUGCUAGAGUUGAU